Messenger RNA from Emiliania huxleyi CCMP1516, 1227 nucleotides. RefSeq lists its product as hypothetical. Gene Ontology annotation, cellular component: P granule; cytosol. NCBI's taxonomy places the organism in Eukaryota, Haptophyta, Isochrysidales, Noelaerhabdaceae. The record is from RefSeq and is a predicted model, not a curated record. The transcript has 8 exons. Bases 1 to 1227 code for a protein of 408 amino acids. Gene Ontology annotation, biological process: regulatory ncRNA-mediated post-transcriptional gene silencing.
AUGUGGCACGGGCCCAACUCGGACGGCAAGAUUGGAGUGGAGCUCGCUGGCGGAGGCUCGGCGCGCGCGCUGCCGUCGUCGGCGCGGUACUACCACGCGCUUCGUGGGCCAAACGCGGGCGACACGCUCGCCACGCUCGCGUUCCGCCUCAACGCCGAGCAGGCGGAGGUGUGCCGCCGCGUCGCCGGCUGGUUCGAGCCGUCGGCGGCGGCGGCGCCAGAGGGGGCGGCUGCGCCCUCCUUUCCCUCUCCGGUGGUGCUGGUCCUGAUCGACCACGGCGAGGGCGACGCGCUGCUCCGCAUCGGCUCGGCGCGGCGCAUCGCGCGGCGGGUGCUGCCGCGCUCGACGCACGGCCGGCUCGCAAAGUCGGACGAGGCGGCCAUCCGCUCCGAGCUACAGGCGGCGCUGCAGCACGCGUCGCCAGCGGAGCGGCCAGGCCUGGUCGCGGCGCUCGAGGAGCUCACCUCGGGCCGCAUGGCUGCGCGCGCGCGCGCCGUGCGCGCCUACCCCAUCCUCGGCGCGACCUGCUGCGCGACGCGCCUGCCCGUCCUCGAAGGCGUCCGCGUGGCAGUCACUCUCCUCGACGAGUGCUCCCAGAUGAGCGAGCCGUCGUCGCUGCUCCCGAUCGCGCGGCUCGGCGCUGCGAGGCUGCUGUGUGUCUCGCACGGCGCCGAGGUGGAGAAGCGCGGGAGCGUGUCCAACCGCGCCGAGGCGUGCCGCUGCCUCGCGCUGCUGCGUUCGCUCGUCACGUCCGGCGUGCCAGCCACCAUGAUUGGCGUCAUCUGCCUGUACCGCGCGCAAGCGGAGACACUCGGGGCCGAGCGCGAGGUGGUGCUCGUCUCAACCUGCCGGACGCAGAGCCUCGGCUUUGUGGCCGCGCCGCGCCGGCUGAAUCCGCUCCCCGACAGCUGCGCGCGCGGCGAGCCGCUGCCUCCGACCGACGCUUUCCACGAGGUGAUGCGGGCUGCGGAGGAGGCGGAGGAGGGCGGGCGGGGCGCCAGCACCACGAGCGGCGCGGGGCUCACGAGCGGGCAGCGCGCGCUCUACUCGUGCGACGGCGGGGCAUCCUCGAUGGAGGUCACAGUCAUCGCGCUGCACCACGACGACCCGGAGGGCAUGUACGCGACGAUCCGACUCCCAGACGGGAGGGAGAGGCACACGGAGGCGUCGAGGCUGCUGCCGCCCCCGGCGGCAGCAGGCGCUCGCGCGGAGUCGGCAGGCUGGUGA